GAGUGUGUCUGUUCAGUAAUUUAUUCCGGAAAAGCGAAAGAUGUUACCAAGAUGCGGACCUUGGAGCAGAGGUUGUCGCACAGCUGGGCGCACGCUAGCACUUAAUCGGCGCUCAAAUAUAUUUCGACUCCCAAAUGAUUUACGAAGACCGCCCGACAAUGUACGAAGUCGCGCAAGUAAAUUACUCAAACUUCUGUGAAGAUCGAAAGAAAUUACUGAACAGACACACUCUA
This is a messenger RNA of Schizophyllum commune H4-8, 233 nucleotides long. RefSeq lists its product as uncharacterized. The transcript is spliced from 2 exons. The record is from RefSeq and is a predicted model, not a curated record. Lineage: Eukaryota; Fungi; Basidiomycota; Agaricomycetes; Agaricales; Schizophyllaceae. The coding region runs from base 41 to 199 and encodes 52 amino acids.